This is a messenger RNA of Cottoperca gobio, 1225 nucleotides long. Its product is annotated as cysteine-rich protein 2-like. The transcript is spliced from 8 exons. The record is from RefSeq and is a predicted model, not a curated record. Lineage: Eukaryota; Metazoa; Chordata; Actinopteri; Perciformes; Bovichtidae. The coding region runs from base 143 to 757 and encodes 204 amino acids.
ACCACCACCCACAUCACCAGCACCAGCACCAUCCCCCGAGGUGUGUCUGCUGCCGCUGGAGCUGCAGACAGACAGACAGACAGACAGACAGAGCGCCGGUGCACCGACUGAAAACGACUCCCUGUCUUUGUUCACACGGAACAUGGCGUCAAAAUGUCCAAAAUGCGACAAGACGGUGUAUUUCGCGGAGAAGGUGUCGUCUUUGGGGAAAGACUGGCACAAGUUCUGUCUGAAAUGUGAGCGCUGCAACAAGACGUUGAAUCCAGGAGGCCACGCUGAGCACGACGGGACGCCUUACUGUCACAAGCCCUGCUACGCCGCCCUCUUUGGACCCAAAGGCGUGAACAUCGGCGGAGCCGGCUCCUACGUGUACGACGCUCCCGUCAACGAAGCCCCUGCCGCCGUUUCCAUGGAAACAGAUGCCAAACCAGAGGGGGAGAAAAAAGCCCCCGCACGGGGACCAGUGAAGGCUGCAAGCUUCUCAUCUUUCUCCGGAGGACCCAACAUCUGCCCCAGGUGCAACAAGACGGUUUAUUUCGCUGAGAAGGUGUCUUCUCUGGGGAAGAACUGGCACCGGCCCUGUCUGCGCUGUGAGAGAUGCAGUAAGACUCUGGCGGCCGGCAGCCACGCAGAGCAUGAUGGACAGCCGUACUGCCACAAGCCGUGCUACGCUGUGCUGUUCGGGCCCAAAGGUGUGAACACUGGAGGUGUCGGCAGCUACAUCUACGACGAGCCUGAAGCUGAGGCUCAGCCCUGAGACCCUCCAGGACCCUCGGUGUCUCUUUGCCUUCUGCGGUCAUGGGGACGGAUAUGUACACACCACAGGGAUGGAUCUUUAGAUGUUUCUGUUGUAUUUGUAUAUUGUUUAUAUAUCUAUUUUUUGUACCGAUACAAACCUUUAACACCAAAUCCUCCCAUGUGAGUUUCAGAGCCGCCUUUCAGUUUCUUGGUUCUCUUUGCCAAAUACUUAUUAUGUAGUGGAUUAAAGCGCCCGUGUCACUGACGAUUAAUAGUUUUUCAGACUUUUGUGCACUUGCAAGAUGUACUGUAUUAAAACGUACCAUUGAGUGUUUGUAGGGACGAGCUGUGCACACGCACAGACGUGCAUUUUACUGAAUGUUAUGAUGGUGAGUUUGAGGUCUGUUGGGAACAAAAAAGUGUUCAACUGUGCAUCACAUUUUCUACAGUAAAACGAUGUGAUACCAAACCUGUGGUCAGUGUCUGU